UUUGAAGUUUGGGACGCACCUCUCGUAUAAGACACAGAAGCAUCGUCAUUGCGACUACAAAAGUUUCUAUAAAAAAAGGCCUCCCAUCGUCGCUUUACUCCGCUACCUUACAUAGGUGGUUGUUAGUUUCCAUCCGGCACUUGAUGGGGGAUGUGCUGCACUCUCAGCCCGGCGCUGCCGACGUGGCCGUCUGGCCCGGCGAGCUCGACGAGCAGCUCAUAACCGAGCUCCUCAGCGACGACAGCCUCCUCCUCGGAGCCCUGCAGCAGGCCCCCGCCGGCGACUCGGAGCACUGCUGCUCGAGUGACCCAGGCGGCGCGUCAUCUGCUCCCGCGCCGUGCAUCAGUGGCGACGGCGGCACCGCGACCGAGCAGGAGCUGCUGCUUCCGCAGCCGGAGGCGGUAAGCAGGGCCCUGUGCUCGGUGUACACCGGCCCGACGAUCCGCGACAUCGAGAAAGCGCUGUCAGCGUCCAAGCCGUACCCCUGGAGCAGGAGCCGCUACAGCCCAAUGCAUCUUGGCAGGUUGGGAGCGGUGAGCCGAGCGCCGGAGAAGUACACGACGAAGGUGAAGAGCUGUGACGGCAAGACGCCGAGCGACGGGUACAAGUGGAGGAAGUACGGGCAGAAGUCCAUCAAGAACAACCCCCAUCCCAGGAGCUACUACAAGUGCACGAGUUCCCGGUGCGGCGCGAAGAAGCAUGUGGAGAAAUCGCCGGACGACCCAGAGAUGCUGUCGGUCACGUACGAGGGUGCACACCUGCACGGCCCGCAGCCGCUCUUCCCGCGCCGGCGGCAGUGGCUGCCGGUCGGCAUGGGGGCGACGACGACGAAGCAACAGCAGCAGCAGGCCUGCAGUGCCUCCUCCCUGUCCCCAGCCGCGCUUGCGAGCGACGACGCGGGCGGCGGCUGGCCAUCGAGCUCGCAGCAAUUAGUCACAAGCAACGUCCAGGCGCGAGAGCCCACGGCUGCUGCUGCUGCGGGCGAAAGCGAAACGGUGCCGGGGCCUCAGACCGCCGGACACGCGGGUGACGCCGCGUCAACGCAGACGCACCUGCUGCUGCUGACCGCGGACUCGUGCGACGACGGCUCCACCGCCUCCAUGCCGCCGCCGCGGCUGGCUGCUGCGACAUUUCACUGUGACUCGCCGCCGGCGCCUACCACCUGGUCGUGCUCUGUGUUAGAAUCUAUACUGCCUAGGAUCGAUUCCUAAGUCCCUAUAAAACCAAUCCGUAACUGGAACUGGAAGUAUAAUCUUGAUGACGAGUAGUUCUGAUCUACUAAGAGGAAUAGAGGAAUACACACCUUUGUUGUUGCUAUCUUCAUACCGUCGCCCUGCAGAGAAGCAGCAGGCAUCGGGAUCCGUGCCGCCGUAGGUUGUUGCGUUUCCAAACACUCCGACGCCUAGGCGAUGGGGGCCUCUGAGGACUAGGGUUUUGGGGCGAGGUACUAGCGUUAGUCUUUCCUGCGACCCCUUAGUCCUAUAUAUAUAGCGUCGUGUGUCUGGGGGCUCCAACCGAGGUUAGCGUGGGCCCUCCCGAUCAAGGGCCCGAUUAAAGGAACGAUAGUUGGAUUAAGCCCAAUCCAGUCUCUAUUGACCGGCUGUAGAGGACACACCCAACAAUCUCCCCUUUGUUCUCUACAUUCCUUGUACUCAACUUUUCUGGAUUCCAUCCCUCGACAAGUUUACACAUAGAGACCAAUGCGUGACAAUAACCGAUUAAGUAUCAUCGCACUCAUUGACUACAACAUGCUCUCCUGCUUCAGAACGAAAAGAGACUUCAUUUGGUUGCAAUCUGUAGCCCCUUUGAUUCAAGAUCAUAGGUACUCCCUUAAACCCAUGCCGGCUGCGUGCUUACUAAACACGCUGGGUGGAAGACCUUUUGUGAGCGGAUCCGCUAGCAUCUGCUAUCUUCUGUUAUGCUCAUGUUUUAUGAUUUGAUCCUGAAUCUACUCCUUAACAACAUAAUACUAAAAGUCAAUGAACUUGGCAGCGCCACAUGACUUGCUGUUAUAGGAGUACGUUACCGCUGGCUCAUUAUCGCAGUAAAUUCUCAGUGGUCGCUCUAUGCUAUCAACCACUCUUAAUCCGGGUACAAAUUUCUUUAUCUUUAUUGCCUGCCCAUUUGCCUCAUGCAUGGUUACAAACUCAGUGUGCAUUGUCGACGAUGCUCUCGCUGUCUGUUUGCAACUUUUAUAAGAAAUAACUCCCCCAGAUAUAGUAAAUUUAUACCUCGAAAUAGGGAACUAGAUCUUAUGUUUGUUAGCAUGAGGCUAUUUUCGUACCUUGGAGGUACAUUAGAGCCUUCUUAACUGCUUAACAGUGUUCUAUGCUUGGGUUGAUCUGAUAUCUCCCAAACAUCCCGGUAGUAAAUUCUAAGUCAGGGCGAAUAUAUAUUUGAGCAUACAAAAUGCUUCUGAUAGUAGAAGCAUAUGGUACUGACUUUAUCUGAUCUUUCUGACACUGAAUCUGGGGACACUGAUGAUUCCCAAACUUAUCACCCUUGACUUUUGGCGCAGGCGCGGCCUUACACUGAUGCAUACUGUACUUCUUUAGUACUUUUCUAUGUAUGACUUCUGUGAGAGUUCUAAUACUUCAUUAUGUCUAUCUCUGUGAAAUUCUAUUUUAAAACAUAAGAGGCUUCUCCUAUGUCUUUUUAUAUCGAAGUUCGAGGAACAAAAACUUUCUGUUUCCGCCAGUAGAUCUUUAUCACUACUAGCUAAACAUAUGUCAUCGACAUACAGAACAAGGAAGAUAUACUUUAUUUUUUUCUUUAGAUUUUGCAUAAAUGCAAUUGUCUUCCUCGUUAUCCUCGAAACUAAACUUUCUGAUAGUCUGAUCAGACUUGACAUACCACUAUCUGGAGGAACGUUUUAAUCCAUAAAUGGACCUCCUUAAGUGACAUCUCUUGUUUUUCUUUUACUGCUCACAACAAAACCCUUUGGUUGUGUCAUGAACACGUUUUUCUGUUAACUCUCCAUUUAGUGAUGUUGUCAUUACAUCCAUCUGAUGGAGCUCUGGAUAAAAAAUGGUCAACUAGUGCCAUUAUGAUCCUGAAUGAAUCUUUUGUUGAGAUAGGUGAGAAGGUUUCAAGGUAGUCAAUGCCUUCUCACUAUGUGAACGCCUUGGCCACAUGUCCUUGUAUUUUUUUUCUGUAUUACCUUUGGAGCCACGCUUGGUCUUCUAGACCCACUAAUUUGCGCUUCUCAUAUCUGUUUCAUAUUUAGUGGGAUCACCUUCUGCAUCGAUGUUCUCACACAUAUAAAUCUCAUCGCUUUCUAUGUCUACACUCGUGUAAACUCCAUAAUCAUCAGGAAUCGCAGAUCGUCUAGACCUUUGAGACCUUCAUAAACUUGUUUCUAGUUCUGGUUCGUUAUGAGGCUCCUGCAUUCGUGCGUCACUUGGCACAACACUACCACUCUCAUGUGAGCUCUCCUAUGCAACCAACUCAGAAGAGCCAGACUGUGCAGAAGGUGAAUUGACUUACUCUGUGGUAGUUGCACUUGGUGAUGCAAUAUUUGCAGCAGGGGUUUCACCUCGAGUCGUUACAACUGUUGGUGGAACCACAGCGGGUAUCGAGAAGUAUGGUUCUUCAACCAUCGGAAUUGGGACAUACGUCCUCUUUUCCUGAAGGUCAACCUCUCUAAGUACCUUACUCCCCUUGAUCAUGUCAUUUUCUAGGAAACUGGCAUGUCUAGUUUCUAUAAACUUGGUUUGUCUGCCUGGACAGCAGAAUCUGUAACCCUUCGAUCUCUCAGGGUAGCCAAUAAAAUGGUAGCUAGUGGUUCUCUCAUCUAGCUUUUCCUGUCCAGGAUUAAAUAUUCGAGCUUCUGCUGGACAACCCCAUAUGUUGAAGUAGUUGAGCGUGAGCUUUCUGCCAGUCAACAACUCAUAUGGAGUUUUAGCCACUGAUUUACUAGGAACUUUGUUGAGUAUUUGCAUAGCGGUUUUUAAAGCCACCAUCCAUAAACCCAAUGGUAAGUUAGAGUAACUAAGCAUACUCAUUACCAUGUCCAUCAGUGUUCUUCUUAUGCCUUUAGGAAACCACAUUCUGUUGCGGUUCACCAGGUGUUGAAUACUGAGCUACAAUACUGUUUUCACUUAGGAACCUCGCGAAAGGAUCCUGGGACCUGUCCAUACUCAGUAUGGUGCCCACAUUACUCCCCCACACGAUUUGAUAUGACAAUCUUUGUGUUCAAAUCGUGUUGUUUUUCUACAUCAGCCUUGAACUAUUUAAACUUGUCUACAUCUUAUGAUCUGUCCCUUAAAAAAAGGUAAAUAUAAUCGCAGCGAGAGUAGUCAUCUGUGAAGGUUAUGAACAAGUCAAACCCAUCUACUGUCCUAACUGGAAAAUGACCUCAUAUAUCUAUAUGAAUAAUUUCUAACACUCUCGUACUGUGCAUGCAAUCUCUGCAUUGCUCUAAGUCUGUGAAGUCUAGGUGAUGGAGAAUCCGUCCCUUAACGAGACUUCUUUUCUCCCCCUCGAAAUAUGGCCCAAACGAUAGUACCAUAAUUUCGACGAGGUUUCUCCAUCACAUUGUUUUCUUACUCCUGCCAAUGUUGGCUGGUUUAUUUUCUGGCGUAUCUAGCACCACUGUGCGAAGAUAAAUAAAGCAUGUCUCGUCAGAUGACGAGACCAACAUCUUUAUUAUCAAAACUGAAUAACACAGUCUCUAUCACCGAAGUGAUGUUGGAUGUGCUGAUUGUCUAAUCACGAAACUGAAGUUAAGUGUCUGCUUGCUUUCCGUUAACCACUGUAACUGUUUUCAGCCCUCUGGGAGCCUUAGGUUUGUACGGAAUUACAUUCUGUAGCAUCUAUUGCAGGAAUUCUGAACACUUUCUAUUGUAUGCCCUGUCUUCUUGCAAUAGAGGCAGAUCUCAGGGGAUCUGAGAAACAGUCUGAUUAUUGCAUAUAGAAAACAUCGUGAUCAUGUUUGAUCUUAUUCUUGAACCUUUCUUAGAGGUCUUGUUCUGUUUGAGGAUUCUUAGUUUGGGAAGAUUGAUAGAAUCACUUAUUUGACUUAUCAACCUUUCCUCCUUCUAGACAAACUAUGUCACGAGUUGAUCUAUAUAGCACUUGUCCAUUUAGACAAGUGUUUUACUGAUCAUGAAAUGUCUCAUAUUCUGGAAUAGCACCCUCAAUAGGAUCCUGGAUGAGACUCUUAUUAUGAUCAAGUACAUUACACUUGGAUCUUUUUCAGUUGACCUUAUAGAUGUUGUACUGCGCCAUCUUAAGGUCAUCCUAAGGUGAGCCUACUGUAGGCUUAAUGGGUUUCUCAAAACACAGUGAGGAAUCUAUUUCAUCCACUGUAGUUAUCAUUUCAAUCUUUUCCCGCCAUAAGUGACAAUAAAUACCACAUAACGGUUUAAUCUACCUUAUCUGACCAACUAGUAGGCCAAUAUGUGCACUUUUGCAAAGUAAAACAGAAAAUAUUUAGGACGUCUGGAGUAAAUACUGAAACAUAGAACUUGCAUGAAUUAAAUAUUCGACGUUGGUCAAAUAAUAAUCAUGUCUGAUCUACAAAUUUUCUAGUUCUGAAAUUCUAAACCAUCGUUGGAUGAUCUAGAAAACUUAAUUCUUGUAUAAGAUGUGGCAACAAUAUUCGACGUUGGUCAAAAUAUUCAAUCACCACAAAAAAACUGAAUUUCUAUGCACUUAAAGAGAAUUAAUCCACGUAGGCUUCAUAAUAAACAAUAAUGCAUAGAAAAACAAAUAAUAACCUGGUUCUAAAAUUCUAAACCAUCGUUGGAUGAUCUAAAAAAAUAUAGAUAUUUCUGUUCAAAAUGUGGUAAUAAUAUCUAACGUUGGUUAGAAUAUUCAAUUACCGCAAAUUUUCUGAAUUCUAUGCAAUUCAAAAUAAUAAUUAAUCCACGUUGGUUUCAUAAUCCACUCAAAAAAUUGCAUAAAAUAAAGUACCAAAGUACGCAGCGGAAUAAAAAUAGUCCAUAAAUAUAUCUGAAAUUUUCUAUAACUGGAAAAAUAUUUCUAAGAUUUUUUCUGAAUUUUCUGCUCUAUUUUUCUAAUUUCUUUUCUCUAUUUCUAAUUUCUGGAAAUAGAAAACAAAUUCCAGGAAAAAUUGGAGGUCAUUUCGGCCUGGUCGGCCCAGCCUGGACGUGGCCUUUCGGCCUACUGGAUGAAGGGGCGCGCGCACUGGGCCGCAACCUGGGCCGAGGCCGCGUUUUUGGCCCACGCGGCCUCCCCCUCCCCUCCACUUGAUCUCAGCCAUCGGUGGCGAUCCGAUGGUCCAGAUCUACCCGUGUACUGUAGCAAGCUCUAUAAAUGCCGUGGGUUUCGGAGAGGCUGUAAACCCUAGUCAUUUUCUCAGCCGCCACAAAGACAGCCGCCUCCCUGGGAUUUUUUUUUCUUUUCUUCUUCCUGGCCGACCGCACCUCCCACUUCUAUUCCUGCCGGCCGCCAGGGAGAUUCUCUCUUUCUUUUCUUUAUCUCAAUGAUGUCUUGUCGUUGCAUUUGGUCACGAUGUGAUCCUCAGUAUGCUCUUUUCCUUCUUAUCCAGUGAGGAUUAGAGCAAGCCAGAGGCAGAUUCUUUUCACUUUCGUGGUUC
Molecule: messenger RNA, 6562 nt
Organism: Zea mays
Lineage: Eukaryota; Viridiplantae; Streptophyta; Magnoliopsida; Poales; Poaceae
Product: WRKY transcription factor WRKY62
Exons: 3
Coding region: 144-1211 (355 amino acids)
Biological process (GO): regulation of DNA-templated transcription
Molecular function (GO): DNA-binding transcription factor activity; sequence-specific DNA binding
Source: RefSeq, a predicted model, not a curated record